Messenger RNA from Neurospora crassa OR74A, 2514 nucleotides. RefSeq lists its product as hypothetical. The transcript is spliced from 8 exons. The record is from RefSeq and is a predicted model, not a curated record. NCBI's taxonomy places the organism in Eukaryota, Fungi, Ascomycota, Sordariomycetes, Sordariales, Sordariaceae. The coding region runs from base 1 to 2514 and encodes 837 amino acids.
AUGCAGAGCGCCGGAGAUAUCCUUCGGUGUUGGGACCCGGAGACUGGUGGUGAAUACAAAAUUCCGAGCAACACGUGGAGCUGCGCAGAAAACUUUUGGAUAUGUGAUUGUCCCCCGCUGACAGCAGACCCUGGCAUUGCGGGACAAGGUGUAACUGUAUCCUUGUUUAUAUCUGCCAUUAUUACUGCUUUGAAUGCCAUCAAGAUAGCAAAGAUCUGUUACGACUUGGGCCUCUGCUUGGGAGAUCAGCAACUGGUGACCUCCAUCGCCCUUCUUAUUGCAGCCAUCAAAAAGCUCCACGUCGACCGGUCACUCAGCGUCUACCACUUCACCUACGUUAUAAACAUAGCCUUUCUCAGUUCCGCUGCCUAUACGUACACAACCAUUACCCAUUGGAGUAUGAAGGAUAUGGACGAACCAAAGGAUGGUGAUGCCUUCAACACCCAAAACCCCAAGCCAUUCCUCACUUGGAAACGACUCCGAAACGGAUUACCAUGGACGUUGAGAUUGCUGCUGAUGUACAUCCUGGAUAUAUUGCUACUCUAUAGCAGUUGGGCGGCCGCCCGCGAGGAUUGGGACGAAACCCAAGGCUGUCCCGCGCUGUGUGUGAUGGAAAACUCCCCCUUUGGUGGGGAAGGAAGGAAGUGGAUGGUGGUGAAUUAUCUCCAAAUCCUUUCAUCUGACAUUACGGGCAUCUUUGACAACAUCUCAUUCCUCACUGGCAGAAUCUGGCCCUGGUGGGUUCUGUACUUGCGUCCAAAACUCAUUGAUGCAAGGGGGCUCCCAGCCACGCUUAGAUCAAGAGAGGAACGCACUGAACAAGCUACUCUUGCGACAAGACUAUGGUCAUGGUUCCUGAUGAAAGUGAAGAAGAGACCUCCGGCAGGCCUUGGAAUUUCGAACCGCAACGGGUAUCAUCAGAUGGACGCGCCUCUAACCGUGCUUGAAGAUGGCCGGCCAUUGAGAGUUCCUACUGCUAUACAACGGCACUCCACGAACCAAUUACGAGAUCCAGAAGAACAGUUAUGCUCUACGGCCGUUCUAUUCACGAGGAAGUGGAUUUGGAGGCCAGUCAAAGCCGUCCUUUCUCGCCUUUGGCUCCUCAAAAACUCAAAGUUCUGUCAGCUUCUCGAAAACACAGUUUGGUUCUGUCUGAACUGUUAUUGGGCCGUUGAGUGUAGGCGCCUGGGCCAGCGUGAGAUGGAAGCGGAGGAAUAUGAGGCCGAGCAGGCCAUGGGGUUUGGGCAGAUCGUCCCUGUGUUUCUCUUGAUCCUUUUUGUUUUACAAGUGUUCGACUCCCUCAAGGGCAAUAGCCAUCCGGAUGCUAUUCCUGGCCAACAGCCCCGCCUGGGCAUCUUGAAAGUGGUUGAAGAUCGCUCUGCAAUGUCGCAUGAUCAGCCUUUCGCCUUGUUUCUCGACGUGGGAUUCGUAGGUUUGCGUGCUUCCUUCCAUACCCACGUGCAUUUGAAGGGUGUUUAUCAGGUAAUCGCUUUCCGUAUUUACUCACUAUCCCCUAUCAUUUCAACCUUCGGGAACUACGGAAUUCUGACGGUCCUUCCUGCAUACCUCGACGAAGUCAACAUGGAGUCCGAAUUCAUUCGUUGCUGGCGGGAGACAGAUGACGGAAAUCACACGCGUGUUUACUAUAAUAUCACGAACGACCAGUGGAACUGUGCAGAGCACUAUGGUCAUUGUGACUCUUGUCCUAAACUUCAAGGAGAUCCUGACAUAGCGGGGAUCGGUGUCUUUGUUGCCUUCAUGGUCUCCGUUAGCCUUACCGCUCUACUGGGCAUUAUCUUUCCCAUAUUAGCAGCAGCACUGCGACCGAGGGCUACUGCCAUUCACGAUUGUCUAGACAUCCUUCUUGAAAAAGCCGUGAGGAAAACCAUCCUGAAAAGACUUGGGAUCAAGAAAGCCGAACACUGGGCGUUGGUAUGCUACAAUUCGGUAUUCAGCCUGGGCGAUCAACAACUUACAACCGCCUUCGCCCUGUUGGUAGCAACGCUCAAGAAACUCUACAGCGACCAAAGUCUCAGCGUUUACCACUUGAAGUUGGUCAUGAACUUGGCAUGUCUGAGUAACUGCGUCUACGCCUACGCCGUCAUUUCCUUGCGGAUAAAGAUGGAUUUGCAGCAGCCCACCAAUCACGCGGAAGGAUCCCCGGCGGUGGCGCCGCGGCGGGUGAAGAACAAACAACCCAUGGUGAAUUUGUCCAUGUGGUUGCGAAGCAUCCUCAUGUUCACGGUGACGGCGUUGCUCCUUUACACCGGCUGGAUCGCGGCCAGGGUCAAUGGCCUGGAACCAAACUGUCCAGCGUUGUGCUUCAAGAAUGUCCCAGUAAAGGGCGAGGCAGCAAAGCCUGUUCUUCAGCUGUUUGAUUCCAUUUCAGAGACUGAAGAAGAAACCGAUGUGCAAGAUCAAGUAGAGCGAGGGACUCAGACUGAGGGCAGAACCGAGCACGAGGUUGAGUACGGGCCUGAAGGGCGAUCAGAUACACCUUCAAACAUGGCUUAG